AUGGCUAAACAUGGUUUCCUGUUCUUCCUCACCUUGUUUCUGCAGCACCACUAUACAAGCGCCUCUUCAAUUGAUCAGCAACAAAGCCGCCUAGCAUCAACUUCGGAAUGGCAACCCUUGCAUUGCGAUGCUGUGUCCAUCAACCCUUCAUGCGGCUCAUUCCUUUAUGUCACUCCUCAAGGGCGUAGCCUGUCAGAGAUUGUCUCUGUAUUCAACGGUAAUGCAUCUCUCAUCCAGACUAUCAAUCGGCUCUCUGGUUCACAGGACCUGUUGAUGGGCGUGGCAUGCAAGUGUCAGGCUAUCAGCAACACCACGACUGCUUUUUUUCAUGACACUCAAUAUAAAGUGGAGCCGGAUGACACACCUGGCGAAGUGAAGAGUAAUACCUUCAGCGGGCUUGCAAUGAAUGUUGGUGAUGGUGUUGGUAGUAUGACAAUCAUAAUAUCAGCAUCCAUAUCUGCUGCAAUAUUGUUCUUCUGCGUCUUCACUGUCAUUCUUCGCCUGAGAAGGAGGUCUUCUCAGCACACUGUUGAAGCACCUGAAAUAAAAAUGGAGAGAGCUCCCAGCAACACCAGCAUCGCUGCUCUGGAGAGCCGUUACUUUCCAUCCAUGAGAAUUAAUGAUAUUGACCCAUUCCAAACAGAGAGGCCUGUCAUUUUUAGUUUGAAAGUAAUUGGAGAUGCUACGGCUAAUUUCGAUGAGAAAAGAAAGAUCGGCGAGGGAGGAUAUGGCAGUGUUUACCUUGGUUUCAUAGGAGCACAUGAAAUUGCGAUCAAGAAGAUGAAAGCAAGCAAAUCGAAGGAAUUCUUUGCUGAGUUGAAAGCUCUGUGCAAAGUACAUCACAUUAACGUGGUUGAGUUGAUUGGUUAUGCUGCUGGGGAUGAUCACCUGUACCUUGUGUAUGAAUAUGUCCAGAAUGGAUCACUUAGUGAGCAUCUACAUGAUCCGUUGCUGAAAGGCCAUCAACCUCUUUCAUGGACUGCUAGAACACAGAUAGCAUUGGAUGCAGCACGUGGUAUUGAGUACAUUCAUGAUCAUACUAAGGCCUGUUACGUGCAUCGUGACAUCAAAACAAGCAAUAUUCUGCUCGACAAUGGAUUAAGAGCUAAAGUUGCAGAUUUCGGACUAGUGAAGCUUGUUGAGCGUAGUGAUGAAGAAGAAUGCAUGGCAACUCGUUUAGUUGGAACGCCAGGAUACCUUCCACCUGAGUCAGUUCUUGAACUUCAUAUGACUACCAAGUCUGAUGUGUAUGCAUUUGGAGUAGUUCUUGCAGAGCUCAUUACAGGACUCCGUGCACUUAUCCGGGAUAACAAAGAAGUCAACAAGAUGAAGUCAAUAAUCUCAAUUGUAAGAGUCCUUGCGAUCUUCAAAUCAGAAAAUCUAGAGAGCUCAUUGGAAACAAUUAUAGAUCCUAACUUGAAGGACUGCUAUCCCAUAGAAGAAGUGUGCAAGAUGGCAAAUGUUUCAAUAUGGUGCCUAAGUGAGGAUCCAUUGAACCGGCCUGAGAUGAGGGACAUCAUGCCAACUCUGUGUCAAAUCCAUCUCACCUCUAUUGAAUGGGAAGCAUCACUUGGAGGUGAUGGCGAAGUAUUUAGUGGUGUUUCCUAUGGUAGAUGAAUCAAACAGCAUACUUUGGCGUUUAGAAGCAAAACGCACUCCUUUUACUUUUAUUUGAAGGAGAAUGGUUCUUGCACUGCAGUUUGUGUAUUUAUUGAUUCAAUAUGAUUUUUUGAAGGGUUGCCCUUUUGUAUGUGGCUCCCCGUCUGUUCUUAAGGACAUUCACAUCCAUAGUACUCGCAACUACACGUACAUACAUAUAUGUAGUUCUUUCUAG
This is a messenger RNA of Sorghum bicolor (sorghum), 1834 nucleotides long. Its product is annotated as lysM domain receptor-like kinase 3. Gene Ontology annotation, biological process: innate immune response; protein phosphorylation. The record is from RefSeq and is a predicted model, not a curated record. The transcript is spliced from 10 exons. Gene Ontology annotation, molecular function: ATP binding; transmembrane receptor protein kinase activity. Bases 1 to 1617 code for a protein of 538 amino acids. NCBI's taxonomy places the organism in Eukaryota, Viridiplantae, Streptophyta, Magnoliopsida, Poales, Poaceae.